AUGGUGUGUGGAAGAUUAGCAGGAGAUGCCAAUAUAAGAUGGAAGAGCCAGGGUUCUGGAGAUGGAAAUGGGCUCUGUUGGAAACCGGGGGGCAGCCCUGUAGAUUGGCUGUUAGUUAAAAUAGGAGAUUUUGUCUACAGGAAAACUCAUGAUCACGGUUUGGUCAUCAAUGAAGAGGUGAUAAACUGGCCUGUUAAAUUCAAAGAGAUUCCUAAAUCUGUGUGUAGUCACAGCUGUGUUCCUGGAUUUCAGAAAAUUCCCCAAGAAGGAAAACCUGUUUGCUGCUUUAUUUGUUUUUCUUGUCCAGAGUCAGAUAUUUCAAAUCAAACAAAUGCAAAGCAGUGUAUCCAGUGCCCAGCUCAAGAAUACUCAAACAGUGAGCGAACUCGCUGCCUCCCCAAGCGUGUGACUUUCCUGGCUUUUGAAGAUGCUUUGGGGACAGCCAUGACCUGCAUGGUUUUGUGCUUCUUUGUCCUCACUGCUGUAGUUUUGGGAGUCUUUGUCAAGUACCGAGACACACCCAUUGUCAAGGCCAACAACCAGGCUCUCAGCUUUAUUCUGCUCAUCUCCCUCCUGCCAUGCUUCCUCUGCUCCUUGCUCUUCAUUGACCAUCCUAACACAACCACCUUUGUUCUCCAACAAGUCACAUUUGGCCUUGUGUUCACUGUAGCUGUUUCCACCAUUCGGGCCAAAACAAUUACUGUUAUUCUGGCAUUCAAGGCUAUGAAACCUGGGAGAAAAGUUAGGUGCUUGCUGCUCUCAGGGGCUUCCAACUCUGUCAUUCCCAUUUGUUCCCUGAUCCAAAUAAUUAUCUGUGGAAUCUGGUUGGGAACUUCUCCCCCUUUUGUUGACAUAGAUUCACAUUCUGAGUCCCAAAACCUCAUCAGUGUGUGCAACAAGGGCUCAGUCAUUGCCUUCUACUGUGUCCUGGGCUACCUGGGUUUCUUGGCUCUGGGGAGCUUUACAGUGGCUUUCCAGGCCAGGUACCUGCCUGACACAUUCAAUGAAGCCAAGUCCCUCACAUUCAGCAUGCUGGUGUUCUGCAGUGUCUGGGUUACAUUUGUCCCUGUCUAUCACAGCACCAAGGGGAAAUUCAUGGUGGUUGUGGAGAUCUUUUCCAUUUUGGCCUCCAGUGUUGGGCUCCUAUGCUGCAUCUUUGCCCGCAAGUGCUACAUUAUUCUGUUAAGGCCUGAUAAGAACUCUUGGAAAGCUUUAAAAAACAGAAG
Molecule: messenger RNA, 1226 nt
Organism: Tupaia belangeri chinensis (Chinese tree shrew)
Lineage: Eukaryota; Metazoa; Chordata; Mammalia; Scandentia; Tupaiidae
Product: vomeronasal type-2 receptor 116-like
Exons: 4
Biological process (GO): G protein-coupled receptor signaling pathway
Cellular component (GO): plasma membrane
Molecular function (GO): G protein-coupled receptor activity
Source: RefSeq, a predicted model, not a curated record